UUAAUGUCCUUUUAUUGAUUUCGUUUUGCACAACAGCUAUGAAAGCACACAAUAUGAUCGGAGAGGAUUACAGGUUUUAAGAAGACCAUUCAAAGAAGAAAAUAAGGCGACGUGGCCGAAGUUAUCAAAAGCUCAAGACUUCAUGGCAACUAGGGUUUGUGAAUUAUGGAUAUCGUAAACUCUAGAUUAGGGUUUAUAGGAGGGCUAGCUAGGUCAAAGUUUAAAAUGGCUGGGAUAGGGUCAUCAAGAAACAACGAAGAAGACAAUCAACAAAAGGCAAAUUGGGUUUGGUACAGAAACACAAAUAACCCAAGCACGAGCCACCACACCAAUCAGAUAUGGCAGCAUCCAAGCCUCGAUCUAUAUCCGGGUCAGAUCAACGUCUGUGAUUUGACCACGUCAUCGAGAUCCCUAACCAUAAGCUGUCAAGACUGUGGAAACCAAGCCAAGAAAGGGUGCACGCACGGGCGGUGUAGAACUUGCUGCAAGAGCCACGGGCUCGACUGUCCCACUCACGUGAGGAGCACUUGGAUCCCCAUCGCCAAACGCCGUGAACGGCAGCAGAUACAGACGCCAACCUCCAACCCAAUAACCGGUGGAGACCGAGUUGGGAACAUCCCAAAUCCGUAUAGAGAGAUUGAUCAACCGGCUACUUUAAACUCAUCAGGGUUAGAGAUGGGAGAUGCAACAUUUCCAGAUGAAGUGACAUCGGAUGCACUUUUCCGGUGCGUUAGAAUAAGUGGUACCGAAGAUGGAGAUUGCCAAUAUGCAUAUCAGACGACGGUAGGCAUAGCUGGUCAUCAGUUCAAGGGCAUUCUGUAUAAUCAAGGCCCGGAUAAAACGAUUACGCCUGGUACACAAUUCUAUGAAAACCCACCAAGAUCUUAAUUGUAACAUCUACUUUUCAAACUCUCUUUAAUUUUUUUUUUUGGGUAUGCAAUGUACUUGUUUUGAAAGAG
Camelina sativa (false flax) is the source of this 959-nucleotide messenger RNA. Its product is annotated as protein SHI RELATED SEQUENCE 4-like. Gene Ontology annotation, biological process: positive regulation of DNA-templated transcription. Lineage: Eukaryota; Viridiplantae; Streptophyta; Magnoliopsida; Brassicales; Brassicaceae. Gene Ontology annotation, cellular component: nucleus. Gene Ontology annotation, molecular function: DNA binding; DNA-binding transcription factor activity. The record is from RefSeq and is a predicted model, not a curated record.